This is a messenger RNA of Solanum verrucosum, 752 nucleotides long. RefSeq names its product putative ATP synthase protein YMF19. NCBI's taxonomy places the organism in Eukaryota, Viridiplantae, Streptophyta, Magnoliopsida, Solanales, Solanaceae. Gene Ontology annotation, cellular component: membrane; mitochondrion. The record is from RefSeq and is a predicted model, not a curated record.
UUUUAACAAGAUUUGGAUCAACGGGGUAAAGAUUCCCGUGUUUACCAAGAUUUUUUUAAAUUAUUUUCUCAAUUCUGAUUGAUUGCCUUUUUUGAUCCCAUGCUUUCCGUCGGUCAACAACCAACUAAAUCUAUACUUCUUCACUACUCGUAAAGGCUUGACGGAGUGAAGCUGUAUUGAGGUAAUCAUUUUGUCUCAAUCAAUCAAGAAUGCCUCAACUGGAUAAAUUCACUUAUUUCACACAAUUCUUCUGGUCAUGCCUUUUCCACUUUACUUUCUAUAUUCCUAUAUGCAAUGAUGGAGAUGGAGUACUUGGGAUCAGCAGAAUUCUAAAACUAUAGAACCAACUGGUUUCACACCGGGAGAACAAGAUCUGGAGCAACGACCCCAAUAGUUUAGAAGAUAUCUUGAGAAAAGGUUUUAGCAUCGGUGUAUCAUAUAUGUACUCAAGUUUAUUCGAAGUAUUCCAAUGGUGUAACACCGUCGACUUCUUGGGAAAAAGAAGGAAGAUGACUUUAAUCUCCUGUUUCGGAGAAAUAAGUGGCUCAUAAGGAAUGGAAAGAAACAUAUUCUAUUUGAUCUCUAAGUCCGUACAUAGCAAUCCGUGGGUCAUCACUUGUAGGAAUGACAUAAUGCUAAUCCAUGUUCCACACGGCCAAGAAAGCAUCAGUUUUUAAUCUCAUUAUGACUUGGUCGUUCGAAAGAGCAAUUAAUUCGAUCAGAAUGGUGGAAUGGAAGGCAGUAAAAGAAUG